Polistes canadensis is the source of this 565-nucleotide messenger RNA. Its product is annotated as 40S ribosomal protein S28. Gene Ontology annotation, cellular component: ribosome; cytosolic small ribosomal subunit. The transcript has a single exon. Lineage: Eukaryota; Metazoa; Arthropoda; Insecta; Hymenoptera; Vespidae. Gene Ontology annotation, biological process: ribosomal small subunit assembly; maturation of SSU-rRNA; translation. Gene Ontology annotation, molecular function: structural constituent of ribosome. The record is from RefSeq and is a predicted model, not a curated record. Bases 138 to 335 code for a protein of 65 amino acids.
ACUUCCAUCUUAACUACAUAGUCAAAUAGCUCUUCCUCUUUCUUGAAACGCUUUCACGGUAAUACACGAGGCACAAGCUGCUGUUACUAUUUUAUAAAGCAUUUUCAAGUUAAUCCAUUAAACACGUGGUAUUAAACAUGGACAAACCAGUCGUAUUAGCCCGUGUAAUUAAAGUAUUGGGUCGUACUGGUUCACAAGGACAGUGUACGCAAGUAAAAGUUGAGUUCCUGGGUGAACAAAAUAGACAAAUCAUCAGAAAUGUAAAAGGGCCGGUACGUGAGGGCGAUCUCCUAACCUUGCUGGAAUCUGAGAGAGAAGCAAGAAGACUACGAUAAAGCAUUCUAUCUUUAUACUAUAUUAAAAAGAUUACCAAAUAUGAAAUCACAUCAUUCCAAUACUCCUUUUGAAGUGGAUUAUUAAUCUUACUGUCACUGGAAAAAAUCUAAUUGUAAUUACCACUGGAAAGAAAUAGAUCAACAAGAUGGAUCAAUCUAACUUUAUGUUCAACUACAUUCAUACUAUGAAUUCUGUAAUAAAUCUUAUCUGGUAAUCAUCACAAUAUAAA